AUGGCGGCAUCGUUUGCCUCUCUCCCUACAUUUAAUUUCGUCAAUUCCUCGACAAUUCCCAGAAAGAGAAUCGAUUCUUACUGCUCCAAGAAACCCCUCGAAGUUCGUUGUUGUUCCGGCGGCGUCUCCGGAAAUACGCAGAGAGGGACACUUUCAUCAUUGAAAGAAUGUGCGUUUUCAUUAGCUUUAUCGGUCGGUUUAGUAGCCGCGGCGGUACCUUCGAUGGCUUCCCCACCCAAUGCUUACGCAGCGGCGAAUCCAGCGGUUGCAGAAGUGUCAGUGUUGAUAUCGGGUCCUCCGAUAAAAGAUCCAGGAGCUUUACUAAGAUACGCAUUGCCCAUUGACAACAAAGCCAUCAGAGAAGUCCAGAAGCCUCUCGAGGAUAUCACUGAUAGCCUCAAGAUUGCAGGCGUCAAGGCUCUCGAUUCCGUUGAGCGGAAUGUGAGGCAGGCAAACAGAUCGCUGCAGCAAGGGAAAAGUGUGAUUGUGGCGGGUUUUGCAGAGUCGAAGAAGGAUGAUGGUAACGAGAUGAUUGAAAAGCUGGAAGCUGGGAUGCAAGAGAUGCUGCAGAUUGUGGAAGAUCGGAAAAGAGAUGCGGUUGCUCCCAAGCAGAAAGAGAUUCUCCAGUAUGUUGGCGGAAUAGAGGAGGACAUGGUCGAUGGCUUCCCCUACGAAGUGCCGGAGGAGUACCGGAGCAUGCCUCUUCUCAAGGGAAGAGCCACUGUGGACAUGAAGGUGAAGAUCAAGGACAACCCGAACCUCGAGCACUGUGUGUUCCGCAUUGUUCUCGAUGGCUAUAACGCCCCUGUUACCGCCGGCAACUUUGUGGACUUGGUGGAGCGUCAUUUCUACGAUGGCAUGGAGAUCCAGAGAUCUGAUGGGUUCGUGGUACAAACGGGAGAUCCAGAGGGUCCAGCGGAAGGGUUUAUCGAUCCAAGCACAGAGAAAAUGCGGACGGUUCCUCUGGAGAUUAUGGUGACCGGGAAGAAAACGCCUUUCUACGGCUCAACUCUUGAAGAACUGGGUCUUUACAAGGCUCAGGUUAUGCUUCCUUUCAACGCAUUUGGGACGAUGGCAAUGGCGAGAGAAGAGUUUGAGAAUGACUCGGGAUCAAGCCAAGUGUUUUGGCUGCUAAAAGAGAGUGAGCUCACGCCAAGCAAUUCCAACAUCUUGGACGGUCGCUACGCUGUCUUUGGUUACGUCACUCAAAAUGAAGAUUUUCUGGCUGAUCUUAAAGUCGGUGAUGUUAUUGAGUCCAUUCAAGUUGUCUCCGGUUUAGACAACCUUGCUAACCCGAGCUACAAGAUCGCCGGUUAA
Molecule: messenger RNA, 1317 nt
Organism: Thlaspi arvense
Lineage: Eukaryota; Viridiplantae; Streptophyta; Magnoliopsida; Brassicales; Brassicaceae
Source: the annotation of a GenBank genome assembly